AUGUUCGACUUUGACGACAUGCACUCCUACGAGCCCAAGUCCCCCUUCACCUGGGAUCCCUCGGCCGACUACACCAUGUCCUCCGUCCCCUUCCCCGGCUCCCCGGACUCGACCUCCAGCCAGCUCGAUCUCAGCUACAUGUCACCCAGUGAUCGACAUUAUGCCUCCGACGCGCUUAAUGGACAGGAGGUCGCCACAUCUGACUUUAGCGAGAGCGCCCUCUACUCGCACUGGCUCGCCGACCCAGAGCCUCUCGCAUUCCAUUCGUCUGCGGCGCCCAUCCCGAUCCCGCACCACGCGCAACUCUCGCCUGGUCCCCAGUCUCCGUACACAGCGUACAGCGACUCGCCCUCGGCGUUCCCCGAUGUCACCGCGUUCUCGCCGCUCACCGCAUACGCCGCCUUGCAGCCGUUGCCGCGCUCGUACACUCCGGAGGAAGACGCGGCGAUGACCCACGCGUUCCGCACCGCCGGCCAGACCUCCGUCUCGCCACCUGACAUGACCUUCACUAAGCCCGCAUGGGCGAUGCAGCUGUGGGACUCGCCCGAAGCGCAGAACGUCGCCCUUGCCACACCACCGCAGCCAUUCCCACCCCUGUCUGACGACGCUUAUGCAACCCAACGCCAGCGCGUCUCGUCGCGCCGCGGCCUCACGCCGGCGUCGCAGAUCUUCCAGUCGUCCAGCGCGCCGUCCGUCUCGUACGCGCGCCCGCCGCCGAUGACGCGGGGGUACAGCCGCCGCGCCGAAUCCAUCAGCGAGCACGACGACGCGACCAUCCGCAAGAAGAAGCGCGCGGAAGGCGAAGACGAGGAGACGCGAGCCGUGGAAAAGCAGCCGGAGACCCCUCCGCUCAAGUCGACGCUGCGGCCCCCUAAGCUCGCGCCCUCCGCUUGGCAGCUGUACUUCACGGAUUGGAUUGCGCAGCACCAGGCGUCGAGCCAGAAGAAGCUCAACGUCGCGCAGGCCGCGAAAGAAGCGGGCCAGGAAUACGCGAAGCUCACGCCUGAGCAGAAGGAGCCGUACAAGCGCCGCUCGCAGGCCGCCAAGGAGCAGCGCGAGCGCGAGCACGCCGCAUAUAUGCGCACGCUGACGCCGGAGGACAUCAAGCGCGAGAACGCGUUCCGGACCGCGCAGCGGCGCGCGGGCAAGUCGCGCAAGGGGAACAUCAAGGACCCGAACGCGCCCAAGAAGCCGCUGAGCGCGUACUUUAUGUUCCUGCAGCGCAUCCGGUCGGAUCCCGAACUGGUAAGAGAGGUGUUUGGCGACGAGACGGAGACGACGAAGCAGAGCGUGCUCGCGGCUGGCAAGUGGCGCUCGAUGACGGAUGAGGAGCGCAAGCCCUUCCUCGCGCAGGCGGAGCAGGAGAAGUUGGAGUACGAGUCGGCACGGAAGAUGUACGAAGAGGGCACGACGGGGUACGGCUCGAGCAUCAAUUUCAGCAUCCUCCCCAGCAGCCCCAUCAACGCGAUGCCGUUCCCGAGAAGCGUGCUGCGCCCGCUCAAGCGGGAGGCGAUGAGUUCCGAGAGCGAGAGCGACGGCUUCACGACCGACGAUGGAUCUGACAUCCCCAACCGCACAUGA
This is a messenger RNA of Postia placenta MAD-698-R-SB12, 1581 nucleotides long. RefSeq lists its product as hypothetical. Lineage: Eukaryota; Fungi; Basidiomycota; Agaricomycetes; Polyporales; Adustoporiaceae. The transcript is spliced from 4 exons. Bases 1 to 1581 code for a protein of 526 amino acids. The record is from RefSeq and is a predicted model, not a curated record.